This is a messenger RNA of Branchiostoma floridae (Florida lancelet), 1884 nucleotides long. RefSeq names its product homeobox protein Nkx-2.2-like. Gene Ontology annotation, biological process: cell differentiation; regulation of transcription by RNA polymerase II. The coding region runs from base 16 to 1140 and encodes 374 amino acids. Gene Ontology annotation, molecular function: DNA-binding transcription factor activity, RNA polymerase II-specific; RNA polymerase II cis-regulatory region sequence-specific DNA binding. NCBI's taxonomy places the organism in Eukaryota, Metazoa, Chordata, Leptocardii, Amphioxiformes, Branchiostomatidae. The record is from RefSeq and is a predicted model, not a curated record. The transcript is spliced from 3 exons. Gene Ontology annotation, cellular component: nucleus.
CAUAUUCACACCUGGAUGAGCACACCUGUCGGAGAACCCUCUCACAUUUGGGGUCAGGUGGUCGCCUGUAACGGUCAGCAUCUCUCCAGUACCUGGUCAAACUGUGUGGUCAGUCAAAGCUCACGCGCGGGUGUGCCACCAUUUCAUAACUGGUCAGCAGUACGUGUUAUUAGUGGUAGCGAACAGGUCUCCGUCUCUCAGAUGGAUCCCAAAAUGUCGCUGAACAGUAAGACCAGCUUCACGGUGAAAGACAUCUUGGACAUGCCCGAGGCCAAGCGCCAGAGCCCCGACACUGGGUCUUCCGUCCCCGGCACCAUGGCCUCCGCCACCUCGGUAGGGAGUGCGUCCCACGCCGGCCAGAUCUCUCAGGGUUCCUCGGCGCUACCCCCGUACUACGACGCCAGCGAAAACCCGUACAUGAGGUGGCUAGGUAGUGCGGAAGAGAUGCAGUACAAUUCUUUGACACAUAUCGCCUCGUCUCAGAACAGUCCCGGGUCGUCCACCGGCGCCGAGACCUCCAGCACCGCAGACGCCAAGAACACGGCCGACAAGGUCGACUUUGACGACGACGAAGAGGACGAAGACGACGACGGCUCGACGACGGGGAGCGCGAACGACGGCACCGGGAACAGCAGCUCUCCUGGCGGGCAGGGCGACCAGCCGAAAAAGCGGAAGAGACGAGUGCUUUUCUCCAAGGCUCAGACGUACGAGUUGGAGCGGCGGUUUCGGCAACAGCGGUACCUGUCGGCUCCCGAGAGGGAGCACCUGGCUCGUCUCAUCCGCCUCACCCCGACUCAGGUGAAAAUCUGGUUCCAGAACCACCGCUACAAGUGCAAGCGCGCGCAGAAGGAAGGACACAUGGACACCGGACUGAACCCUCUACCGUCCCCGCGACGGGUAGCGGUGCCCGUGUUGGUACGGGACGGGAAGCCUUGUCAGCCGACCGUCACGUCGUGUAACGGCUACAUGAAGCCCGUGGACAGUAUGCUGAGCGGCAUGAACAUGAACAUGCACCACUCGGCCAUGCAGACCAUGCAACACAUGCAGCAGCAAAUGCAGCCUCUGCAGACUAUGCCUUACCAAUACCCCAUCAUGCCGAACUCUUCCCUCUCCACGUCUUAUGGCACCUGGGCAUGGUGAAAUAACAAAAUACAAGACAAAAACGCUUUUCAAAACUUUUCCAGAGAAAAGUAGACUAACUUCAUGUGACGUAAUAAGAUGAGGUAGUCGGUCCAAGAGCUUGUUGCAAUAGACUUGCGUUGAACAGCAUCGACAGAGUCUUCGAAAUAUCUUAAGAUCGUGGCUCUCUCUCAACGACUUCUUCCCCACAAGUUUGUGUGUGUGCGGAAAUUCGCGCCGACUCGCUGACAUAAAAAGGUACUCUUGAAUGUUUUCUUCGUUUUCAUACCGCAACAUCUUGUAAGGACAAGGACUAUAGACUGAGGAGUGGGUCUGUUGUCGUCCACUCGUCUACCUGAGUGGUGAACUCUUGUCAUAACAGAAAACCCUUCAUAACAAUUGUUGAUGUGCCAAGUAAAGAAACGUAACAGGUGUACACAGUUCUAACGACAGAAAACAGAUUUCGUUAACUUCCUAAUAAGUAAAUUAUGUGUAUAACUUUAUUUUCUGUCCCUCAGACGUUUGUUUAUCAUUGUAAAGAAUAUUUCGUGUUGUAAAUUAUGUACAUGGAUUUUUUGCGGUUGAUUCUUUGUUUUUCGGGCGAGCCCAGAUUGUAAUCCGUAAAGCUGGACUUAGCACACAAAGAGAUAGGGCUCCGAAUAAUCUAUACUAUUUUAUUCUUACCUCUAAUUCUAAACAGUUACCUAGUCUGACUGCUUUAUCGUCUCGUUGGAAUAAAGAAAGAAAUCUUGCUGACUUAAAAAA